GGUUGCUCCCAGCCCUGUCCAGCCUGGCCUUGGACACUGCCAGGGAUGGGGCAUCCACGGCUGCUCUGGGCAGCCUGUGCCAGCGCCUCACCACCCUCACAGUAAAGAACUUCUUCCUAGCAUCUAAUCUAAAUGUACCCUCUUUCAGUUUGAAACUGUUACCUCUUGUAUCCUAUCACCUUUCCUACAGUGAACUGUCAGAAGAAUUCCUAGACUUCCCCCAGAAGACCCCAAAAAACAAAACCAGAAUUACAGCACUCAUUUUUGCCAUUAGGCCUCAAACCCCUCUGCAUUACCAGUUUUGCUGCCUUUACUGAUUAUGUUACUAUUUGAAGCUUACCUUUGGUGCUUGCUGCUUGUGUCAAGUUUUUUUAAUCUCUAGAAACAUACGUCAGUUUACAGAACAAAAGCAUGAUAAGCUUCUACCAUACCAGUGAAUAUUUUUUUUCCCAUUUGUGAUCCUUCAUUGUGAAAUUAUACAGGUGCAGAUUAAGGCUCGGUGCCACGUGGCUGUUUGGCUGAGCCUGGCCUCUAGAGACCUCCAGGCCAAGUGACAUGGUCAGUUCAGUUUCAGUUUCGAACGGGCAGAGGCAGGAGGAACUCUCUCUCCCUUUCUUUGCAGGCAAAUCUUCAAAUAGUCCUGCAGGAUUACUACCAGUUUAAACCAUUGUGGAGUUAUCUACAAUCAACAGUGAGCUUGGAGCCUGUUACAGUUACUUUGUGCCGUAUGCACGUGGACCUCACCCUUGUGCUGAAGAAGACAGGUACUGAUAUAUUCCAUAUUGCCAAGCCUUCCAGCAGCAAAUGAAGAAUAUGACUUUGUUCUUCAUUUCCAUUAUAUAUUUGCUUUUGAAAGCCACUGGCACCAAAGAGGUUAUAUUUGGUCACAAUAAUUUCACAGAAUAUCAAGUGGGUAACAUGAACCUGAUUCUCUCUGUCCCACAUGGUGGGUCAAUGGAACCCAAAGACAUCCCUGAUCGAGAAGCUGCCUGUUUGGAUGCAAACACAUCCUCUUGUAUCUUCUCUCAUAAGUGUCCGCCUGGAAGUAAUCAAAAUUAUAAGAAAUGCAAAGUGUCUACCAACCAAGACAGGUAUACUAUAGAAGUGGCUCAGGCUCUUGCUGAAGAAAUUAAUGAAAUUACUGAUGGCUUCUUCCCACAUAUUGUUAUAAACCACCUACAGAGGUUCAAGAUGGAUGCUAACAGGGAAAAGGAAGAAGCCUCCUUUGGAAUUCCCCAAGCAGAACAGUCCUGGGAAGAGUAUAUGGGAUUUUUGACCACUGCAAAAUCACAGAUGACAGGGGGCCUGAUUCUGGAUAUCCAUGGACAAGCACAUCCUGAACGGUGGAUAGAACUAGGUUACACACUUCCAAAAACUUCCCUUAACUCAGGUGUCUUUUCUGCAUCAAGUUCCUCAAUUAGCUAUCUAGCCAGUCAGCUAGUCAAUGUGUCUUCUGAGAAUUUAGUUGCAGGGAACAGAAGUUUGGGUAAAUAUAUUGAAGAACAAAAUAACAGUUAUGUUUGCGUGCCUUCUCCGUCCAAUCCUAGCCCAAAUAACGGGAGCUAUUAUAGUGGUGGAUAUAUAACAAAGACUUUUGGUUCCCGUAGUUCUGGUACUGUUGAUGCCAUUCAGCUUGAACUACCCCAGUGGGUGAGGGCAGCUGAAGAACGUCACAGAUUUUGUAAAGCACUGGCAAGGGCUGUAAUGAAAUUCUGGCAAACUAACUACUGCAGCCAGUACAACCAUGAAUUUCUGCCGUGCUGAAAGAGGCUGUUUGGUUAAGAUACCUUUCCGUAAUACAGCUAUGAUCUGGAACAACUGAUACACCUGGAACAUGUAAGCCUGCAAUAUAACUGUGGAUGCUGGUGGAAAGACACUAACCUGCAAAGAAAUACAGAGCCAUCGACAUAGAGAAAAUCCACAGCUAAUACCAACAAAUCAUUUAACACACAGCGUUGUGCUCAAUACAGCAUCGAAAAGACUGCUUGAAGAUGGGUGGAUGUAUUUGGAAGUAUCACUUGCCUGGUAUGCUUCUCUGUGCUCAAUUUCUUUCCGGUAGCAUCCUUUUUUCUUUAGCACACAAUAAACAAGUAUUCUUCUAAUUAA
This is a messenger RNA of Falco peregrinus (peregrine falcon), 2106 nucleotides long. RefSeq lists its product as uncharacterized. The record is from RefSeq and is a predicted model, not a curated record. The transcript has 2 exons. The coding region runs from base 805 to 1764 and encodes 319 amino acids. NCBI's taxonomy places the organism in Eukaryota, Metazoa, Chordata, Aves, Falconiformes, Falconidae.